UUGAGCUCCAACAACUCGUCGAAUGAGUUGGAACCGCGAACGAGAGCGCCUCUCUUGGAUUUAUCGCGAAACCUUUCUUUUCGUUUGACGUUUUCAGUGAAAACCACGAAGGUCUCAAGAUGACAAACUCAAAAGGAUACCGCCGCGGCACCAGGGACAUGUUCUCCCGCCCCUUCCGGAAGCGCGGAGUCAUCCCUCUGUCCACCUACCUGAAAGUCUACAAGAUCGGCGACAUUGUUGACAUCAAGGGCAACGGCGCCGUGCAGAAGGGCAUGCCAUACAAGGCGUACCACGGCAAGACCGGCCGAGUGUUCAACGUGACGGAGCACGCUCUGGGCGUCAUCGUGAACAAGCGCGUGCGACACCGCAUCAUCCCCAAGAGGAUCAACGUGAGGAUUGAGCACGUGAGCCACAGCAAGUGCCGCGAGGACUUCCUGAAGCGCGUCAAGGAGAAUGAGAAGAAGCUGAAGGAGGCGAAAGCAAAGGGAGAGUUCGUGAAUCUGAGGCGCAUCCCAGCUCAGCCUCGUCCCGCCACCAUCGUCAAGGACGCCCCAGAGCCAAUCGUCCUGGCGCCCAUCCCGUACGAGUUCAUCGCCUAAGGAGGGUCUGAAUAAAAGGCACUGACACGGUA
Phlebotomus argentipes is the source of this 631-nucleotide messenger RNA. It is a transcript of the gene RpL21, whose product is annotated as large ribosomal subunit protein eL21. The record is from RefSeq and is a predicted model, not a curated record. Gene Ontology annotation, cellular component: cytosolic large ribosomal subunit; ribosome. The transcript has 2 exons. NCBI's taxonomy places the organism in Eukaryota, Metazoa, Arthropoda, Insecta, Diptera, Psychodidae. Gene Ontology annotation, molecular function: structural constituent of ribosome. Gene Ontology annotation, biological process: translation. Bases 120 to 599 code for a protein of 159 amino acids.